ACCAGUGUUAGAGGAUCGCCCUCUCAAGACGGUACUUGCGGAGGCUCGCUAGGCUACACGUGCGUAGGGUCUUUAUUCGGCGACUGUUGUAGCCAGUAUGGAUUCUGCGGCUCUACAAGCGCCUACUGUCAGGAGGGCUGCCAGGCCAGUCACGGUGUGUGCGAU
Molecule: messenger RNA, 165 nt
Organism: Aplosporella prunicola CBS 121167
Lineage: Eukaryota; Fungi; Ascomycota; Dothideomycetes; Botryosphaeriales; Aplosporellaceae
Product: carbohydrate-binding module family 18 protein
Exons: 1
Molecular function (GO): chitin binding
Source: RefSeq, a predicted model, not a curated record